AUGGCAUUAUCUUGUUCUUGGUCUCCUUCACUCCUCACAACCACUCAAUCCUCCUCAACUCCCAAACUCCUCCCUGCUACUCCUGAGGACCAGCAAGCUGUUGAUGAUGUGGGUUCUAGUUUACAAUGUCCACAAGCUAGCCUUUGUGAUAGUGUGUGCUGCUCUGAGAUUGCACGCAAACUUGAAGCAGUGACUCCGAUAAAGGAACCACUCAAAUCGGAUCUACUGGAUGGAAAAUGGGAGCUUCUCUACACUACUUUCAAAUCGAAAUCGAUUCUCCAAACUGGGAGACCCAAGUUUUUAAGAUCGAGGGUAAAUUACCAAGCAAUCAACGUGGACACGCUCAGGGCGCAAAAUAUGGAGUCAGGGCCAACUUUCAAUCAGGAGGUGGAGAGACUCGAGUUGAGGAAACUUCAGACCGACCCUCGGCAUAGCUCGGUUACUGUACGUGGAGCAGAUGAGCUAACUGUGCAAUGGACUGAAACAGCCCAAGAUACCUGUUAAGGCACCUGAUAGACCUGAGAGAGCCCGUGGGCAACUGGAAAUUACAUAUUUGGAUGAAGAAUUGCGGUGAGUAUAAUUGUAAUUUCAUUUUCAUUUUGAUGACGGAUUGAGAUUACUAUAUGAGAAUUCCAGUCUGGAAAUUAAGAGUAGACUAGAAUGCCACACUGUUGAUUACUCUCUCCUUCCUGAAUGAAAUAGUGCAUGUUUUACUUUAAUGAUACAAGAAUGAUGCAUGCAAUAUUGGAAAACAACUCCAAACUUUAUUAGGGUUACAGAAAAGCUUCAUAAAGUUUGGAGGUUGGAUAGAGAUCCUUUUUCUUUUAAAAGACACACUACUCAUGAUAUUG
Molecule: messenger RNA, 851 nt
Organism: Argentina anserina (silverweed cinquefoil)
Lineage: Eukaryota; Viridiplantae; Streptophyta; Magnoliopsida; Rosales; Rosaceae
Product: probable plastid-lipid-associated protein 4, chloroplastic
Exons: 6
Coding region: 1-504 (167 amino acids)
Source: RefSeq, a predicted model, not a curated record